CGAACGCUCCCGAAAAAAAAAAAAAACACGACCAUAACCCGGACAUUCCACUUUAUCUGUCAUGGUGGUUGAACAAGAAUUUUGAAGAACAUUUUCGCGUUUGAAACAUGUUUCGUCUGUGCAAACGAGCUGUUUUUAUCCACGAGCAAUGGAUAGUGAAGGUCAACUUGCCGUUAAGUCCUUACUCAACGUCUCCAGUCAGACUGGGAGUUCUGCAGAAGGUGAAUGAAAAAUGUGAGCGUUUCUUAAAGCAGAGAUUUCCUCACUUUUCCAUCCUGUACCACACCCUGAGGAAAGGAUUUCGGCUCCUGUUAGAAGACGUGAAGGAAGUUAGUAGAAUAAAGUGGACCAUAUGGAUUAAUAACACCCACUACAGAGAGCUCCCUUAUCGAGAAAUGAAGAGACUCAUUCUGUUUCGACGUGACAUGAUUAAAGCCAUUCCACUGCUCGUGAUAUCACUUCCUCCGUUCGCCAUCGGUUUCGUGUUCAUCCUGAUGUGUUUGUUUCCACGUCAACUUUUGUUUCGACAUUUCUGGACGUCACAGCAGCAGAGAAAGUUCCAGAUGAUUGACCACAUAAAGCGUUCUCUGUGUCAGGUGAAGAUCCUGGACAGCUUGAUGUUGACUGUGCCACGUUUGAGCGGGUCUCAUCAGAGGAGCCUCCUCAACCUGUGCUCCAAGGUUCAGGAUGGGACGCAUCCAAAAGUCUCUGAGGUCCACGCCGUACGGGAGGUCUUCUUCAUGUCUUCUCCACUGGGAAUGCAGUGUGUGGUGCCUCGUCAUCUGAGAUUGUUAGGUUCUCAAGUCCCUGUAAUCGUGUGGUUUCCCAGUUUCCUGGUGCGGAGGCGGCUGACCACCAAAGCCCUGGACCUGCUGUAUCUGGACCGUGCCCUGCAGCGUCUCGGGCCCGAUCAGCUCACUGAGGACGAAAUGAGACAAGCGUGUGACCUCCGAGGGCUGAACCCCAGCCGAUUGACCUCCGGUCAGUGUAAAGAGUGGCUUCAUCAGUGGCUGGAGCUCUCCGCAAAUAUCAAAGAAUCGGAAAUCUCACUCUUACUACACAGUAUGACGCUGCUCACGCGCAACUACCCACCCGUGACCAAGUGAACACAACAUGAUCCUCAUAUCUCCUCGCAUCUCCUUCCUCCUGUUUACUCUUCACCUCGACUCUGUACCGCUUACACACAUGGUUCUCUUUUUCCCACAGAAUUUCUGUUUAAAGCUUGCUGUCAAACCAGUUCACAUUUAAAGCCUGGAAGUCUAAAGUCAUUUGCAUAAAGUGACUCACUUUAGUGUUAUUUGAAAUCCCAGUCUGUGCAGAAAUUAUGCUGUGUGGGUUUUUUUUUUCAGUUGAAAAAGUAUACAGAAGUGUUCUUACAACACUGACAUUUAUUUGAUGUGUUUGUGUUUAAACAGUUUAAUUUGAUAUAAUUAUUCAGUUUUAUAUCUGGUCUUUGUAAAGCUCUGCGAUUGCACUCAAACUUCAUACCUUUCCUUACUUCAUCUAAGGUUACCUCUUUUUUUAUAUCCAUUUUGAAUCAUUUUGAAUUAUUGAGAUGUUUAUAUAUAUAUAUAUAUAUAUA
Molecule: messenger RNA, 1582 nt
Organism: Ictalurus punctatus (channel catfish)
Lineage: Eukaryota; Metazoa; Chordata; Actinopteri; Siluriformes; Ictaluridae
Product: LETM1 domain-containing protein 1
Exons: 9
Coding region: 108-1106 (332 amino acids)
Biological process (GO): intracellular monoatomic cation homeostasis
Cellular component (GO): mitochondrial inner membrane
Molecular function (GO): ribosome binding
Source: RefSeq, a predicted model, not a curated record